Messenger RNA from Pseudocercospora fijiensis CIRAD86, 1494 nucleotides. RefSeq lists its product as uncharacterized. Gene Ontology annotation, cellular component: membrane. The coding region runs from base 1 to 1494 and encodes 497 amino acids. Gene Ontology annotation, biological process: transmembrane transport. NCBI's taxonomy places the organism in Eukaryota, Fungi, Ascomycota, Dothideomycetes, Mycosphaerellales, Mycosphaerellaceae. Gene Ontology annotation, molecular function: transmembrane transporter activity. The record is from RefSeq and is a predicted model, not a curated record. The transcript is spliced from 4 exons.
AUGGCAUCGUCGCCGCCGCUGGAGAAGGGCUUCAACAGUGACAGCCGACCAGCAGAUAGCGAGCUUGAAUCUGAUGGAGUCCGCAAUGCCAGCACGGAUGGGAAUGAGAAGCCAAGAGUGCCGUGGUGGGCGUACAUUUGGGAUUAUGAGCCCGGCCGGUCGAAGGAGGAGACAGCAUUCGUCCAACGCCUCGACAUCAGCGUUCUGAUCAUCCUCUCCUUGGGAUACUUCAUCAAGAACCUGGACCAGACAAAUAUCGCGAACGCCUUCGUGUCCGGAAUGAAAGAAGACUUGAGUUUGAAUUCCAACCAAAUCAACUUGGUCGACACAGCAUGGACCGUUGGCUAUGUGGUGGGACAGAUUCCCUCGCAAAUCAUCCUGACCAAGGUCCGACCGAGUAUUUGGAUUCCGAGCUGCGAGAUGGUCUGGACAAUCUUGACUUUCUGCCUCGCUGCUGCCAAGACAUCGAAUCAUGUCAUUGCCAUCCGCUUCUUCGUGGGCCUGCUGGAGAGCAUCUUCUACCCGGCAGCACACUUCAUCCUCGGGAGCUGGUACAAGCCAAGUGAGCUGGCCAAACGAGCAUGCCUAUUCCACGCGUCCAGCGCGUUGGCAUCCAUGUUCAGUGGCUACCUGCAAGCUGGAGUAUACAAAGGCUUGAAUGGAGUCAAUGGAAUGGCAGGCUGGCAGUGGCUGUUCAUCAUGGAUGGCGUCAUCAGCGCACCAAUCACCAUCGCAGGACUCUUCUUGAUCCCAGAUCUGCCCGAGAACUCGCGGGCGUUCUACCUUCGUAAGGACCAGAUAGCGUUGGCGCAGAAGCGAAUGUACGAUAUCGGCCGAGCUCCGCGGACGAGGCUUGGUCGCUCGGCCUGGAAGCGCAUCUUUGGUCGAUGGCAUGUGUAUCUGUUGAUCGUGCUAUACGUCAUUUUCAUCAACUCGGGGCCAUCUUCCAGCAUCAAUCCAAUGUCGCUGUGGCUGAAGGCAAGCGGGUAUUCGGUGGAGCUGAUUAACAUCAUCCCGACCUCACAGUACGCAGUGCAGGCCGUGACCACCGUCCUGUUCGCCAUCUUCUCGGACCACUUCCGAAACAGGCCUGCCUUGAUGUCUGUGUCGACAUUCUUUGGCCUGUUCUGCGCGAUGGUCCUCGCAGCAUGGACGGUGCCGCAUGGACUGAAGUGGUUCGCAUUCUUGAUGUAUCGAGCUUCGGUGGCGUAUGGACCGAUGAGCAUGUCCUGGGCAAACGAGAUUUGCGGAGCAGACGCGGAAGAGCGGACGAUCGUUCUCGGCUUGAUGAACUCUUUCGGCUACGCCUUCAAUGCCUGGCUGCCGCUUUUGACAUAUCCACAGGUUGACUCUCCGAGGUUCGCGAAGGGUUUCAUUUGGUCCAGUGCGGCCUUUGGGGCCCAAUUCGGUAUCACUUGGCUCGUAUGGUUCAUGCAAAGACGUGAUCUGCGGAGGAAGGUGGCCUUGACCGCGGAAGCUGCCAUGGACAAUUGA